CCGCACGCCGCCGACGCCCGACGGUGAGCCGCGCAGGCGCGCAACCACCCGCUACGCCCUCUCUUCUCGCCACCCAAGCGGCGAGUCAGCAGCGACGCCCGCCGCCGCCGCCGCCGCCGCCUCCUCACGUCACGCCCGUCCGCAGCAAGUGGAAAUGGCGGCGCCGGUGCCGGAGUGGGCUACCAAGGAGCCCUGCCUCAUGGGGAUCGACGAGGCUGGCCGUGGCCCUGUCCUUGGUCCUAUGGUGUAUGGAUGCAUGUACUGCGCACGCUCUUACAAUAACACUCUUGCCACUCUCAAAUUCGCAGAUUCUAAGACCUUGAAGGAGGAACAAAGAGAGGAGCUAUUUGAAAGUUUAAAAGUCAAUAGCUCUAUUGGGUGGGAAGUGGAUGUCAUAUGCCCAAAGGAUCUAUCUGCUAAAAUGUUAAGAAAGUCAAAAGUUAAUCUCAAUGAAAUAUCACAUAACUCUGCCAUGGGCCUUGUUAGAAAACUGCUUGACAUGGGAGUUCUACUGGCAGAAGUAUAUAUAGAUACAGUGGGAGAUCCUGAAAAGUAUAGGAUCAAGCUGACAGAAAAGUUUCCAGGAAUCAAAUUUGUGGUUGCCAAAAAGGCUGAUAGCCUUUACCCUGUUGUUAGUGGAGCAAGUAUAGUUGCAAAGGUCACUAGGGACAGAGCCUUGCGAAAUUGGGUGUUUGAUGAAACAGCUCUGAAUAUGCACAUGAAAACUGGAUCAGGAUAUCCAGGAGACACUGAUACUAAGCAAUGGUUACAAGAUCACAAGCACCCAGUGUUUGGCUUCCCAACUUUAGUUCGUUUUAGCUGGGGAACUUGCACGCCCUUCUUCAAGGAUGCAGUUGAGGUUACAUGGGAGUCUGAUGAAGUUGACGAAGAUGGGACUGGCAAUGGAAGCACCAAGCGACAGGUGAAGCUUUCAAGCCUAGGCUUUACUGGUUUCAAAAGGAAGACUGAGGAGAUUGAAUCGAGUGGAAAAGGCCGCUGCAAAUUCUUCCAGGCUCGCAAACUCGAGUUGGUCAGGAAGUUCCAGUGAUGUGUGCUGAUUCGGUAGUACUAAUGUCUGUUGUAGAGACUAGAGUGUACCCUUUUGGAGCCUGAUUUUUGGUACCUGAUUUGAAACUGGUAGUAAUUGUUUGUUGAGAUUGGAAUGGAAGAUGCUGGUUUCCCCCUAUUGCUACCUCUGCCUUUGCAGAUGUACAGAUAUUUACAUCUUCGCAUUCAGUAGUGCGCAUCCAAGAAUCCAACA
Sorghum bicolor (sorghum) is the source of this 1261-nucleotide messenger RNA. RefSeq names its product ribonuclease H2 subunit A. Gene Ontology annotation, biological process: mismatch repair; DNA replication, removal of RNA primer. Gene Ontology annotation, molecular function: RNA binding; RNA-DNA hybrid ribonuclease activity. Gene Ontology annotation, cellular component: ribonuclease H2 complex. Lineage: Eukaryota; Viridiplantae; Streptophyta; Magnoliopsida; Poales; Poaceae. The transcript has 9 exons. The record is from RefSeq and is a predicted model, not a curated record. The coding region runs from base 155 to 1048 and encodes 297 amino acids.